AUGCAUAUACCAAAACGUUCAAUUCUCAAUGAUGAUAAAACAUCUUUGGAAAAUUGGCAAAAUUAUUGUUUAAAUCAACCGUAUUUAUCCAAUGAAAAUCAAUUCAUAACAUCAUAUUCUACUAAUUAUCAACUUAAACAGUUGGAUGAACCAACUAAGCUUAGACCAACAUCUGCCAAUCGACGACAUAAACCUCAGUCAUCAAGCCUGUUAUCAUAUUUUACAGAAAUUCUAAUAACAAAUUCGGGUAGAUUGGGUUUAUUGAAACUAACUAUUAAAAGAAUUCAGUGUUUCUUUCGACCAAUACAUAAUAAUAUUCGGUUGCAUUCAUGGAAACAAAUAAUUUAG
Heterobilharzia americana is the source of this 348-nucleotide messenger RNA. Lineage: Eukaryota; Metazoa; Platyhelminthes; Trematoda; Strigeidida; Schistosomatidae. The record is from the annotation of a GenBank genome assembly.